CGCCGCUGGAAAACUGAACGCGGCAGGAGCGUGAUAGAUCUGCCGCCGUCGUCCAGUCGAGAGCCUCCAUCGUCCAGCGCGCAGAGUUCACCACCGCGAGCAGGUGUCGUCCGACCGCUCGCCGAGCCACCGCCGCCGUCCAGUGGGUCGCCAUCGCCGUCCGAGCCGCCGCGCGCAGAAGCUUGCGCCGCCUUCUAAUAGAAAAGAAAGGGUUUCUUUGGACUUUUGGCAGUGUGGUGGGCUUGAUUUUCUGACGAAAAAAAAUACCAAGAUCUGAAAUUAGUUGUACCGGGUAUCUCGUCUAGUUGUGUGAUAUGACAGAAGACGGGAAGUUCCAAAUUGAGAAGUUUGAUGGUACAUAUUUCAGUUGGUGGAAGAUGCAAAUUGAAGAUUUGCUGGUUCAGAAAGAUUUGGACGUGGUAUUGGGUGACAAGUCAGAAAAGAUGUCGGAUGCAGAUUGGGCAGGUUUGGAUCGGAAAGCGAUGUCCGUGAUCCGUCUCUCGUUGACCAAGAAUGUUGCGUUCAACAUUCUGAAGGAGAAGACAGCGAAGGGAAUUAUGGACGCGCUAUCUAACAUGUACGAGAAGCCAUCUGCAGCGAACAAAGUUUUUCUGAUAAGAGAGCUGGUGAACACAAAAAUGAAAAAUGGCACUUCAGUUACCGAGCAUACCAACAAGUUGAAUUCGAUCUUAGCCAGACUUUUGUCAGUUGGCAUUAAGUUCGAUGAUAAAGUUCAAGCUUUACUACUGUUAUCGUCAUUGCCUGACACUUGGUCCGGAACUGUUACAGCAGUUACCAGUUCAGCGGGACCUGAAGGAUUCACUUUUGAGAAGAUUCGUGACCUUGUUCUUGGCGAAGAUGUCAGAAGAAGGAGUUCUGGUGAGUCUUCAGAAGAAUCACUAAAUAUCGUCAGAGGCAGAGGAAAUAACAGAGGUAGUGGGAGCAAGAACAGACGAAGGAGUCGAUCGAAGACUCGGGAUAGCUCAGGCGUAACAUGCUGGAAGUGCAAGGAGGUGGGGCAUUUCAGGAAUCAGUGCCCGAAAGAGGAUAAGCAAGUGAACAUUGCUAGAGGCUCCGCGAGCGACGAGGAUUUGUUUAUCUGUUGUGCGGAGAGCAGUGUAGAUUCCUGGGUCAUGGAUUCUGGUGCUUCAUUUCAUGCUACCCACAGCGGUGAAGCAUUGCAGAAUCUAGUUGUUGGGGACUUUGGAAAGGUACGACUAGCAGACGACGGAGCUCUUGAUGUGACGGGCAUGGGUGACAUAGUGCUGAAGACCCCUGUCGGUUUCUGGACUUUGAAGGAUGUCAGAGUGGUUCCAGCCUUGAAGAAAAGUUUGAUUUCUGGCCGCUGCAAUAGGAGAGCUGAGGAAGAUUACUCGAUGUACAGGGAAUCGUGGUGGAUGGCAGUUGAUGACUAUCAAGCCUCCAAGUGGGAGAAUGUUGGGUUUGUGGAGGCUUGGGCUUGACUUUUGGCCCGGCCCAUUUUACGAAACCCUAGAUGCACUCUUCCUAUAUAUAUUGCAUUCUUGUACUUGUAAUCUGCACCACAAGUGAAAUAAGAAAUUCCUCUUGUU
Messenger RNA from Cuscuta campestris, 1571 nucleotides. The record is from the annotation of a GenBank genome assembly. NCBI's taxonomy places the organism in Eukaryota, Viridiplantae, Streptophyta, Magnoliopsida, Solanales, Convolvulaceae.